This is a messenger RNA of Dermacentor silvarum, 1462 nucleotides long. RefSeq lists its product as uncharacterized. The coding region runs from base 314 to 1462 and encodes 382 amino acids. NCBI's taxonomy places the organism in Eukaryota, Metazoa, Arthropoda, Arachnida, Ixodida, Ixodidae. Gene Ontology annotation, molecular function: CoA-ligase activity. The transcript is spliced from 8 exons. The record is from RefSeq and is a predicted model, not a curated record.
CUGGCAGAGCCACUGUUUGCGCGGCUGCGCAACGCUCCGGCGGUCAGCCAGAAUGGUAACUCGUAAUGACUGAUCAUAUCUUGCUCUCCCGUAGCAGCGUGUGAGCGACGCCAAGGACUACCGGACGGAACGGAAACAAUUUCAUUGCUACUUGCGAAACCUCGUUGGAGUACGCUAAGCCGGUGGACCCGAGAUAUCCUUUUUGCGCCGAGCCUCAGACUUCAAUUGACGUGCUGCUGUCGUCACACACAAGUAGCGGUCUAGCUGUGGCAGUGCCAGCCGGGAAACCGAGUACUGCUUGUGACAGUGUAGCAUGGGCAGCGUUUGCCACACUUUGGCCCAAAGGAGAGGCACCGAUGGGACUAGGGCGCCCAUCAAGGAUUACGUAGUGUCUUCGCCUUACCCGGCCGUAGAGCUGCUUCCAGACGAGUCCUUCUACCAGCACGUCCAGAGGCGCUUCUUGGAACGCUCUGAUAAGCCAGCACUGGAACGAGAUGGAAAAUGGCUCAGCUUCGCCGAAGUUCUAUCCCUCAUGGAAAGCUACGCCAGCGGCUUCCAGAGGCUCGGUGUCUCGUCGGGAUGUCGUGUUUGCGUCAACGUGUCCAACUCGGCGGCAUCGCUUCUCGCAUCAUACGCCCUAUGUUGCACUGGUGCGGCGGUCGUGCUGGCCAAACCGUCACUGACAGAACGUGAAGUUUUGUAUCAAGUUCAAGAUAGUGGGGCCACCUUCAUCCUGACAGAGAAACAAAACGUUGAGAAGAUUUUGAACAUUCACCAGACUUGUCGUUUUAAGGGCCUAUUUUCGAUUGAGCGAGUCGACGGUUUCCACUGUGUUCAAGAUUUCGAGAAAGAGGAUGGCAGCUCCUUCGAGGAGCCCUUCGUCGAUGAUGCCCGUGAGCACAUUGUGGUCUACACCUACACGUCAGGCACCACAGGCCUGCCGAAAGGAGUGGAGAUCAGCAUGUACGCGUUCAUCGCAUCCGUUGAGUUGGGCAGAAUGGCCGAGUUCUUCUACGAGGACGAAGUAUUUCUUGGAUGGAAUCCUGUGUCACAUGCUUCCGGAUUUAUCCUGCCAAUGAUCGCCCUCAGCUGCGGAGCUAAAAUGGUGCCAUCGCAAGGAGGACUCUCCGCCAAUGAGUUCAUCGAAGUUGUAAACAAGCAUCAGGUGACGUCCCUGUGUGCGUUUCCCACAGCCUUCCGCAAGCUGGUGUUCAGUUUGGAAGCAGGAUUGGCGCCAUCACUGAAGAGAAUCUUGAUGUGUGGAACCGUCUUCCACGAGGACCUGUAUCAGAGAAUAAUGCAGGCAUGUCUGGCAAAGCUGUCGGCGCAGGUAGCAAACCUAACCGAGGACACUUGCAAUGCGUUGCACUUUGCCAGCAUGCGCAUACUCUCGGUCUGCGUGAAAGUUCGUGCACAGAUCGGAGCGCCUGUGCACUCUGUUCGACUCUCUCUCUCUCUCUGA